Cryptomeria japonica (Japanese cedar) is the source of this 1383-nucleotide messenger RNA. Its product is annotated as mannitol dehydrogenase. The transcript has 5 exons. Gene Ontology annotation, biological process: lignin biosynthetic process. The coding region runs from base 107 to 1171 and encodes 354 amino acids. Gene Ontology annotation, molecular function: cinnamyl-alcohol dehydrogenase activity; zinc ion binding. NCBI's taxonomy places the organism in Eukaryota, Viridiplantae, Streptophyta, Pinopsida, Cupressales, Cupressaceae. The record is from RefSeq and is a predicted model, not a curated record.
CACUGCUUUUUGUAAAUGGUUGUAUGCUUACACUUUGUUCUCGCUGACCUUUUGUCAUCUCUUGCAAAUCUUAGUUUUUCUUGAAAUCAGUUAUAUACCAGUAAGAAUGGCAGAAAAAGGAUUCGAUGUUCAGGGAUUGGCAGCCAGAGAUGAAUCUGGUGUUCUUUCGCCUUUUAACUUUACUCGCAGGAAGACUGAACCCAAUGACGUAACGUUCAAAAUUGCUUUCUGUGGGAUCUGUCAUUCGGAUUUGCACAAACUCCGCAACGAAUGGCAUAACACCCUAUACCCAGUUGUCCCAGGGCAUGAAAUCGUUGGGACUGUGAUUGAAGUGGGAACACAAGUAAAGAAAUUUGGCGUGGGGGACCGUGUUGGAGUGGGGUGCCUGGUACGCAGCUGCCAUAACUGUGACAGCUGUGAAAAAGGGGUAGAGCAAUACUGUGACAAAUAUGUCUUGACCUACAACGGUAUAGAUGUCGAUGGCUCUAUCACCUAUGGAGGCUACUCAUCUUUAAUGGUCUGUGACCAGAAGUUUGUAAUUAAAGUGCCCGAGAGCCUGCCAUUUGAUGCGGCUGCCCCAUUGUUAUGCGCUGGAAUAACUGUUUACAGCCCCAUGAAGUAUUUUGGAAUGACAGAGAAAGGAAGUCGGUUAGGCGUAGUGGGGCUUGGUGGUCUUGGUCAUAUGGCGGUUAAAUUUGGCAAAGCAUUUGGUCUGCAUGUGACCGUCAUCAGUACAUCCCCAAACAAAGAAAAAGAAGCCAAAGAGGUUUUGGGGGCUGAUGAUUUCCUUAUCAGCAAAGAUGCGAAACAGAUGAAGGACGCAGCUAAAUCGCUGGAUUAUAUAAUUGAUACUGUCUCAGCCGAUCAUCCCCUGCCGCCAUUGCUCAAUUUGCUCAAAGUCAAUGGAAAGCUUGUUGUAGUUGGCGUUCCUGAUAAACCUCUACAAUUUCCUGCUCCCAGUGUUAUAUUUGGGCGGAGAUUAGUUGCAGGUAGCUUAAUUGGUGGAAUUAAGGAAACGCAGGAGAUGAUGGACUUCUGUGCAGAGCACAACAUUUCAUGCAGCAUAGAAAAGAUAUCUAUUGAUUAUGUCAACACAGCAAUGGAAAGGCUGGAGAAGGGAGAUGUUAAAUAUCGAUUUGUUAUUGACAAUACUGAGAGUUUUAAGGUUUAAACCAUAAGAAGAUUCCAUUUAGUUUUUGAAGUAAUCGGAUUUAGUCCGAGAAGAUUCGAUUUAAAAAAACAUUAAAAAAUGUUGAGAAAGAGACUUAAUCCCGAUCCCCUAAAAAAAAAAAAACCAAGUGUAAGAGUUUUUUGUUUUAAAUAAUUGGGAUUUAUGUUGUUAAUUUAAAUAGAAAUAUAUUUACAAUGUUAACAAUUUAUUAA